GAUAACUAAGGGAGUUAAACCAAUGGAAUUAAAUGGGUCUUAAAGCGGUAACAGCCCAGGCUCUUAGACCUUUUGCAUUUAAAGAUGUUUUGGCAUCAUUGGAAGAUUAAUUUUGUAUGCAAAAUAAAGCACAUAGUUUUCAUCUCCCUCUCUGGCCAGUACUGUUUAUCUGCAGCAGAAGCCAGUCUCCCGGGGACAGCAAGGACAGCUGCCCUCUGGAAGAGGAGGGUUAAAAAAAAGUGUGUAUACUACUUUUUCUGCAGGACUUGGCUUUCUCCUCAGAUCUUAAAAGAGAAAUAUCGAGCAGGGGAAGGGAGGGAGAGAGAGAGAAAGAGAGAAAAGAUGGCUAGUGAAUUCAAAAAGAAAAUGUUUUGGAGGGCAGUAGUGGCUGAGUUCUUAGCCAUGAGCCUCUUUAUUUUUAUCAGCAUCGGCUCAGCACUGGGCUACAAUUUUCCUGUAAUAGGCAACAAGACAGCUACAGCCACUCAAGACAAUGUGAAGGUCUCGCUGGCUUUUGGGAUCGCGAUUGCAACCAUGGCACAAAGUGUGGGUCACAUCAGUGGUGCCCACCUGAACCCAGCGGUGACCCUGGGUCUUCUGCUGAGCUGUCAGAUCAGCGUCUUGAAGGCUUUCAUGUACAUCGUUGCCCAGUGCCUAGGAGCAGUGGUAGCCACGGCGAUUCUUUCUGGAGUCACUUCAUCUCUUCCAAACAACUCCCUUGGGCUCAAUGCGGUAAAGCUGAUAACCUUUUCUUUCCCACUUUCAAGCAGAAGUCUUAAUCUUGCAGAGGGAAUCAAUUCAGGCCAAGGGCUGGGCAUUGAAAUAAUUGCCACCUUCCAGCUGGUGCUGUGUGUCCUUGCCACCACAGACAGGAGAAGAAAUGAUAUCUCAGGAUCAGCACCUCUGGCCAUUGGGCUCUCUGUUGCCUUAGGACAUCUUCUUGCUAUUGAUUACACUGGUUGUGGAAUUAACCCAGCCAGGUCUUUGGGUUCAGCUUUGGUUGGCAGAAACUUUACUAAUCACUGGAUCUUCUGGGUGGGCCCAAUGCUGGGAGGUGCAAGUGCUGCCCUGAUCUAUGACUUCAUCCUGGCUCCCAGAAGCAGCGACCUGACUGAUCGUAUGAAGGUGUGGACCAGUGGCCAAAUUGAAGAAUACGAUCUGGAUGGGGAUGACAUUAACACAAGGGUGGAGAUGAAGCCAAAAUAAAGAAGAAUUCAGGGAAAGAAACACAUCAUUUUCUGAAGAUGUUAUCACUAUUAUAGACUCUUUGUAAACACACAAGCAGUAUUUCCAGAAGGUUUUUAAUUCAGGUUUUACAUUUCCUCACCCCCUGUCACUCUAGCCUUUACUAUCUGGCUCUUAAAUACAAUGGGCUUGAGGCCAAAAUCACUAGACACUUGCGUGUGAGCUAGCAGAUGAAGUUAAAAUUCUGAAACCCCAGAUUUAUGGCACUGUAUGGAAAGGAAUCGUUCCUCCGAUGUCUCCAUAUAUGAUGACAACAUUCAAAUCACCAGUGUAAGUGCGGUGACAGUGGAAUGCUAGGACACAUGAUCUGUCUGUACCCAUAAUAGGGAUUUUAUUAGACAGAAAGUUUUAACAUAAAAUACGAGUCAUAAUAGCACAUGAAAAAUUCUCUCCAAUUGUUGGCACAAAAGAAUCCUUUAGAAAUAAAUGCACCUAAAUUGGUUAUUAGUGAUAUGGAACAUGGCUGAGCUUUCUAGACUGAAUGCAACCCCCAAAACACUGCACUACAAAUGUUCUCAGCAAGCAUCAAAUCUGCAAGCGCCAGAAAUGCUUGCAUCUUCCAAUCUUUUGUCCUCCCUGCACAACCUUGAUGCAGACUGCAGCUAUAAAAUGAAAUCUGAAUUUUCGGACUCCAGGGAACUAAUAACUAGAAGUCAAAUUGGAGUGCAGCUAUAACAAUGGCAACGAGAACAAUACCUCGCUAACGUGUCAACAGGAUUUGCCUAGUCCUGUGGCUCGCCUGCUUUUGUUAAUCUUGCAUAUAUAACUGUGCAUCUUAAAACAAAAUGGCAAAAAAUCAAACGCACUCCACAUUGUUUGAGUAGCUAAUACUGGGAAAUUCAGGGACAAUGUAAUACAGACUAUAUAUACUCAGUAUAUGAGUAUAUUCUAACUGGGCACAAACAAAUACAUUUUUGAACCUAAACACAUUUUUGGGGUCAUUUCCUGGUUUUUUAUAUAUAUGUUUUAUAUUAAGAGACUAAUAAACUGUUUUGUAAGAAAAUAGGAGAAGAAAACAAAGGAAAAGGAUUGUGGUAAAUAUUAGGCAAAAUAAAUGGCACUGGAAAUGGAGAGAAAACUAACACAAAAAUAUGUAAGACAAUUUUCUGCUUUUAUUUUUGUGCUAUUUUGUAUUGCCUAAGUAAUACACAAUUGUAGAUGGUUGUGUAUACUAACCGCAGAAUAUAUUUGAAGCAGAUACGUACUAAUAUACCUGUUCUAUACUUAGACUAUCACCUUUAAAUAAGAAACGAGGCCUGGGGUGUAUCUAUAUGAAAAACUACACCCCUUUCAAUUCACCCAACCAAUCAAUCAAUAUCGCUAUUGAUCUGUUCUCAUGUUAAAGAAGCAGUAUUGAUCAGAGAGCCAAACCAAGAUUCCAAUCAAUAUGAAAGCUGAAGGCAGUUCAGUAAAUGUACAGCACAUAAAAAUAAAAAAAUGUGGAAUACAUUUUUCUUUCUUGCAUUCAAAUUUGGUAUAUUAUCCCAUGUAUUAUCUAUGUAAAUGUGGCAUGGCUGGAUUUUGGAUCAGUUUAGAAAUAAACAAAAUCAGUUGUACUACA
Messenger RNA from Dermochelys coriacea (leatherback sea turtle), 2806 nucleotides. It is a transcript of the gene AQP1, whose product is annotated as aquaporin 1 (Colton blood group). Gene Ontology annotation, cellular component: membrane. Bases 85 to 1206 code for a protein of 373 amino acids. The record is from RefSeq and is a predicted model, not a curated record. Gene Ontology annotation, molecular function: ammonium channel activity; glycerol transmembrane transporter activity; carbon dioxide transmembrane transporter activity. NCBI's taxonomy places the organism in Eukaryota, Metazoa, Chordata, Testudines, Dermochelyidae. The transcript is spliced from 5 exons. Gene Ontology annotation, biological process: renal water transport; hyperosmotic response; carbon dioxide transmembrane transport.